This is a messenger RNA of Apodemus sylvaticus (European woodmouse), 3306 nucleotides long. RefSeq names its product transmembrane channel like 3 (gene Tmc3). NCBI's taxonomy places the organism in Eukaryota, Metazoa, Chordata, Mammalia, Rodentia, Muridae. Bases 1 to 3306 code for a protein of 1101 amino acids. The transcript has 22 exons. Gene Ontology annotation, molecular function: mechanosensitive monoatomic ion channel activity. The record is from RefSeq and is a predicted model, not a curated record. Gene Ontology annotation, cellular component: plasma membrane.
AUGAAAACCUCAAAGGCAUCCCAGCGCUACAGAAGCAUCCGGAGAAAUGCCAGCCAGUGCUAUCUCUACCAGGACUCCCUGCUGCUUGGUAACUCCGAUGACAGCUUUAAUGCUGACGAAACAGGGGACAGCAAUGAUCCAGAACAAAUCUUUCAGAAUAUACAGUUUCAGAAAGACCUCAUGGCAAAUAUCCGCUGCAGACCCUGGACCAUGGGGCAGAAGCUGCGGGCACUGAGACGAGCAAAGGAGAUUGUGCUGAAGUUCGAAGGCAGACUGACCAGGACGCGAGGCUACCAGGCAGCAGGCGCAGAGCUCUGGCGGAAAUUCGCCCGUCUGGCCUGUAACUUUGUGGUCAUCUUCAUCCCCUGGGAAAUGAGGAUAAAGAAAAUUGAGAGUCACUUUGGAUCUGGUGUGGCCUCCUACUUCAUCUUCCUGAGGUGGUUAUUUGGAAUUAACAUAGUGCUCACAGUGAUGACUGGUGCCUUUGUCGUCCUUCCUGAGCUCAUCGCAGGCCAGCCCUUUGGAAGUACAGCCAGCAAGACCAUCCCCCGAGAACAGGUCAUGUCUGCACAGGAUCUGGACACUGUCUGGUCCCUGGGGGGUUACCUUCAGUACUCCGUCCUGUUCUACGGGUACUAUGGAAGAGAGAGGCGGAUCGGGAGAGCCGGCUAUCGCCUGCCCUUGGCGUAUUUCCUGGUGGGGAUGGCAGUGUUUGCUUACAGCUUCAUCAUUCUCUUAAAAAAGAUGGCUAAGAACUCCCGCACCAGCCUAGCCAGUGCUUCCAAUGAAAACUAUACCUUCUGCUGGCGGGUGUUUUGUGCCUGGGAUUACCUCAUCGGGAACCCAGAGGCUGCAGAAAGCAAAACAGCUGCCAUCCUGAACAGCAUUAGGGAGGCCAUACUGGAAGAGCAAGAAAAGAAAAAGAACAAAAACAUGGCGGUGACUGUCUGCCUGAGAAUCAUUGCCAACAUCCUGGUGCUCCUCUCACUGGCUGGGAGCAUCUACCUCAUCUACUUUGUGGUGGACCGGUCCCAGAAGCUGGAGCAGUCGAAGAAGGAGCUGACACUUUGGGAAAAGAAUGAGGUAAGCGUGGUGGUCUCCCUUGUCACCAUGCUAGCACCGUCUGCCUUUGACCUCAUCGCUGCCUUGGAGAUGUACCAUCCACGGACGACACUGCGCUUCCAGUUAGCAAGGGUCCUGGUACUCUAUCUAGGAAAUCUCUACAGCUUGAUCAUUGCUCUUCUGGACAAAGUGAACAGCAUGAACAUUGAGGAAGCUGCUACUAAAAACAUCACAAGCCACUGGGAAGAUGCUCCCACCUUCUAUGCCACCCAGACAGUGCCUGAAGAAGGGCAGUGGCCCACAUCUGGGUCAGGAGUAGAGCUCAGGAGAAACACCAGCAUGUGGGGAAUGGAAGAGACAAGCUUUCUGACUUCUGUCAUGCCACAAACAAAGGCCAACAAGACAGUGCCCUACAUGCCGGGCCCACAAGGCCAGUGCUGGGAGACUUAUGUCGGCCAGGAGAUGCUGAAGCUGUCUGUCAUCGACAUGCUCUUCACCGUGGCCAGCAUCCUUCUCAUAGACUUCUUCCGAGGACUUUUUGUCCGCUACCUAAGUGACUAUUGGUGUUGGGACCUUGAAAGCAAGUUUCCUGAGUAUGGAGAAUUCAAGAUUGCCGAGAAUGUGCUGCACCUGGUCUACAAUCAAGGCAUGAUUUGGAUGGGGGCCUUCUUCUCUCCAUGUCUGCCAGCGGUCAAUGUUCUCAAGCUCAUUGGGCUGAUGUACCUGAGGAGCUGGGCGGUGCUGACCUGCAAUGUACCCCACCAGCAAGUGUUCCGAGCUUCGAGAUCCAACAACUUCUACCUGGCAAUGCUCCUCUUCAUGCUGUUCCUCUGCAUGCUGCCGACCAUCUUUGCAAUCGUCCACUACAAGCCGUCUCUGAACUGUGGCCCCUUCAGUGGACAAGAGAAAAUUUAUGACAUCGUGUCAGAGACGAUAGAGAAUGACUUCCCCACGUGGUUUCACGCUGUCGUUGGACAUAUCAGCAGCCCUGUGGUGAUUCUUCCAGCUGUGCUGCUUCUGUUCAUGCUCAUCUACUACCUUCAGAGCAUCGCGAGGUCCCUCAAGCUCAGCAGCCAGCAACUCAGGAUGCAGAUCCAAAACGCGAGAUCUGAAGAUAAGAAAAAAGUUGCCCAAAUGGUAGAGGCUCGCAUCCAGACUCAUGAAGAAAGCAGCAAGAGGCUUCUAAAGGAUGGUGACCUUAUCAGCCAGCUGUCCUCAGUGUACAUGGCAACAUCCCAAAACAAUGGCGACGCGCUCAACUUUGACUCUCUGAGUAGCAAGAGUCUCAGGACGGAGGCCAUCACAAGGUCCCUGCCCCAGAGUCCUGGGCAAGGGUCCAGGGGCCCCUGCUCUCCUCUUCCAGAUGGAUCUAUGUCAAGGCCAGAGCAGGACACCAAUAGGUACCCACAUGGGCCGUGUUCCAGCACAGGCAACCUCCACAAGAACAGAUCCUGCUCGUCUGUGGCACAGAAACAGCCCCUCAAAGAUAUUCGCUCAGAGCCUCUUUCCCGGAAAGGCUUUCAGCCAAUCAGUCCUCCUUUCUGUGGAUCUGGGGUCUCUGCCUUGAUGACGCAUGGCCACAGUCCCCAUACCCCCAGAUACUAUGUUGUUAAUGAACGAGACUCUCACAAAAAGAUCCACCCAGCUUUCUGGCCAGAAAGACAUUUCAAGAUAGAUGCUUUGGGUGACAUUGUAGAGCUGUACCCCAGGAAUGUGCAGCAGUACAUGUCCUGGGCUCCCCACCUGCCUUGCUCUCCACAGCUGAGUGAAGAAGAGGAGGAGAUGCUGAGGAGAGAUUUGGUCCAGUGGUCAAUCCCUGCUACCUCCUUGACAGACCUCCCUCGGUCUUCUUGCGUUUACACUGGUGACAGAUCAGAAAAUAACACCAGAGACCCUAAAUACCAGAGAAGGGUGUACUACAGAUCUGGGGAUAAUAGUUUUGAAGACAAGCUUGAGAGGCCCACAUCUGUACACAAAAAGCCACGAUCCAGGAAUGUCCAGUACCCGCAGCAUACCCUGAAGGCCAGAGCCAAAGCCAAGUUUGAGCCAUCCUUCACAGAAUCUGAUUCUGUGUCAGCAGCAUCCAGCAGUGACCAGGCAAACAGCAACAAUGACCAAUACCUGCAUGUCAUGUCCAGCCAGGGCAGAUUCCCGAGGUCUGCCAGCCAGCCAGGCAGGAGGAAGGCCAAGUCCAGGCAGGUACUGCCCACAGAUCUAAAUGACCUAAUUUGUUCAAAUGUCUAG